Molecule: messenger RNA, 1047 nt
Organism: Solanum tuberosum (potato)
Lineage: Eukaryota; Viridiplantae; Streptophyta; Magnoliopsida; Solanales; Solanaceae
Exons: 1
Coding region: 1-1047 (348 amino acids)
Source: RefSeq, a predicted model, not a curated record
AUGGAACCAUUUGAAGAUAGUCAAAACCUGGAGGAAUUCAGACGAAAUUUAGGGAUGAAACAUGCUGCAGUGAAUACGAGUGGAAAGAUCUGGGUCUUCAUAGAUGAAUUUAUUGAUUAUGAAAUUGUAAGGGAUGAGGAACAAAUGCUGACGCUGAAAUUCCAUAAUCAAGAAUUAGACAGUGAUGUAAUAACAUCCAUGGUAUAUGUUAAAUGUACACAAGGAGAAAGAUUGCAACUUUGGGAAUCAAUAGAGGAUCUAGCAGAUAGUAUAAGAUUGACAUGGCUAGGCGGAGGGGAUUUCAACGUGAUUAGUAGUGAAGAGGAACAGUUGGGGGGUCGACCUGUUACUGAAGGAGAAGUCAGGGACUUCAGCCACUGUAUUAAUGUAUGUAAUCUAGAAGACCAAGGAUACAAAGGAGGAAAGUACAGGUGGUGGAAUGGUAGAACAAACUCAGAAUGUAUUUUUAAAAGGUUGGAUCGAGUUGUGUGCAACGACAGAAUGCAAAUUACAUUCCCUAUUAUAGAAGUUGAACAUUUGGUGAGAAGUGGAUCAAAUCAUACACCAUUACUAAUUACAUUCAAGACCAGUAAAGUGAAUGUGGUGAGACCUUUUAAAUUUCUGAGCUUAAGGUUGAAGGAGAAGUCCUUUAAGGAGGUGAUCAUUCAAAACUGGAAGGUUGACUUUGAAGGAAAUCCAUUUAGUUUAUUUCACUAUAAACUAAAAAAAGUGAAGAAAGUGCUUGCACAGUGGAGCAGGGAGACAUUGGGAAACAUCUUUCAGGAGAUUACAACUUUGGAGGAAAUCAUUAAAGUACAAGAGAUGCAGUUUGAAGCAGAUCCAUCUGAAGCCAAUAGGGAAAAUUUAUACAAAUACCAAGCUAAUUUGAAGAGGCACUUGCACAUGGAAGAAGAUUUCUGGAAACAAAUCACUGGGAUGGCAUGGUUUAAGGAUGGAGAAAGGAAUACGAAAUUAUUUCAUACAUAUGUGAAAGGGAGAAGGAAGAGAUUAAGAGUCAAUAGAAUUCAAAAUGAUGAAGGGGAGUGA